This is a messenger RNA of Penicillium arizonense, 1404 nucleotides long. RefSeq lists its product as uncharacterized. Lineage: Eukaryota; Fungi; Ascomycota; Eurotiomycetes; Eurotiales; Aspergillaceae. The record is from RefSeq and is a predicted model, not a curated record. Gene Ontology annotation, biological process: transmembrane transport; carbohydrate transport. Gene Ontology annotation, cellular component: membrane. The transcript is spliced from 10 exons. Bases 1 to 1404 code for a protein of 467 amino acids. Gene Ontology annotation, molecular function: carbohydrate:proton symporter activity.
AUGCCUCUCCGUGGAAAGAGGUUGACGGCCGGCGUGACCGCUGCUUGCGGUCUGGGUUUUCUUCUCUUUGGAUACGACCAAGGUGUCAUGGGAGGAGUCAUCGGCUCUAGUACAUUUGUGAAGCAGUUCAAUCAUCCUGAUGCCCUCACCCAAGGCCUGAUCACCGGAUUGUACGACCUGGGCUGCUUGAUUGGGUCUAUAGCAGCGUUCUUCUUUUCCGAGCCUAUUGGGCGGAAGAAAUCCAUCUGGCAAUCUGAGGUUAGUUCGGCUCAACAUCGAGGACAGCUUGUCACCAUAGAAGCUGCUUUGAUCAUUUGUGGACUCGCCAUGUCAAACUGGGUUUGUUUUGGGGCAUCAUAUAUCGCCUCAUCCUUUCAGUGGAGAGGCCCCAUUGCUGUACAGUGCAUAUUCGCACUAUACCUACUCAUUACGGUUCCGUUCUUAGUGGAAAGCCCGCGCUGGCUUGCCAAUCACAAGAGUAUCGCCGAGGCGACGAAAGUCAUCGCUCAGCUCAAGGACCUACCGGAGGACGACCCAGAGGUCACAUCAAUUACCCGAGAGAUUGAAGUGGCUUUGGAAGAAGAAAGCUCUGCCGAUGCGUGGCAUAAGAUCUUCACGAAUGGCGGCGAGCAGAAUUUCCGACGGAUGAUGCUUGGUGUCGGUGGGCUAUAUAUGCAGCAGAUGUGUGGUAUCAACUCCAUUGGCUACUACCUCCCUGUCAUACUCGAGCAGUACAUCGGCCUUAGCAACUCCCUUUCCCUUAUUCUCUCUGCAGUCGCCGCCACUCAAUUCUUCGUCAUCUCCUUUGCUCCUGUCUGGUUUAUCGAGAAAGCAGGGCGUCGCAACUGCAUGAUCUGGGGAGCUGUCGCACAAGCCAUUAUUAUGGCUCUUUUGUGUGUUGGAUUUGCACUGGACACAAAGCCAGCGCUUGCCAUGAUGGUAGCAAUGUUUUUCCUAUUCGACGAUGCCUUUGCACUUAGCUUCCUAAACGUGCCAUGGAUGUACGCCCCGGAGAUAAACUCGCUGAAAAUGAGAACGAAAGGUGGAGCUGCUGCUGCUGCGUCCAACUGGCUCUUCAAUGGGAUUGUCGUAACAGUUACACCAAUAGGAUUGGAUAAGCUUAGAUGGAAAUACUAUCUUAUUUUUGUUGUGUUAAAUAUCUCAUUUAUACCCCUGGUAUAUUUCUGCUACCCAGAGACAAAAGGCAUCACGCUCGAGCAGAUUGAUCGCAUCUUUGUCGGAAAAGGAACUGGCCUUGGUGCUCUCACUCAAGGGGUGAAGGAGAGCCUCCACCUGAAGAGGGAUAUUGAUCAGCAUGAACUCAAUUCUGACGAAGAGUCAGGAAUCAAGGAUGAUGGUGACAAUGAUGCCCAUGGGGAGCAUAUUGAAAUCGCGAAGGCGUAA